AUGCCAGUUUUGCUCCCUGUGUUUGUUAGUUAUCAUCGUGAAGUUCCUAUGGUAGACAGGCGUAAGAUUUCGUUCGUAGGAAGAGAGGUAUCAAAGACUGUUUUCCGCAUUUUAGCUCCAAGUUCCAUUUUCCAUGUACUCUACGGCAGCCUGUUUCUGCCACAAACGCACUCCGCCAUCUCCAGCCGCAAAACUCCGCAGAGGGAACAAUUUUCCUUCAUCAACAGCGAUGAGCGCGAUCACUCUACCCCACUCACCCCUCGAGUUGAAAAGCUGCAGCUACGAUGCGCAAGCUGGUCACUCGCUAUUGUUCAUAACCCCCACUACUUCCUCGACUUCCCAGCGCUACCCAUUUAUUACACACCUAUGAUCAACUCGACUCACGCCAGUAUUCGAGAAGAGAUGUUUUCUGCAGCUAGCUGA
Paracoccidioides lutzii Pb01 is the source of this 423-nucleotide messenger RNA. RefSeq lists its product as hypothetical. The record is from RefSeq and is a predicted model, not a curated record. Bases 1 to 423 code for a protein of 140 amino acids. The transcript is spliced from 2 exons.